Molecule: messenger RNA, 3924 nt
Organism: Orcinus orca (killer whale)
Lineage: Eukaryota; Metazoa; Chordata; Mammalia; Artiodactyla; Delphinidae
Gene: MYB
Product: MYB proto-oncogene, transcription factor
Exons: 15
Coding region: 904-2766 (620 amino acids)
Biological process (GO): regulation of DNA-templated transcription
Cellular component (GO): nucleus
Molecular function (GO): RNA polymerase II cis-regulatory region sequence-specific DNA binding; DNA-binding transcription factor activity, RNA polymerase II-specific
Source: RefSeq, a predicted model, not a curated record
CACGUUCCAGCCGGGGGCAGAGCGGUGCCCACCAUUCCCGGGGAGCCCACUAGGUCCCUGGCUUGAUGCCGCGGAUGUCGGCGAGGGAGUCGCAGCGUAAUUGCUGGAUGCAUUGCGAUAUGUUUGGACUUGGAAGUGCAGAGCAUAUGGCAGAUAUAGGGAAAAUGCCGGAUUGUAUAGUAGCUGCAGGUAGUUCAUGUAAAUUUCAUUCAUUCUUUAUGGAGGCGAAGAAGAGUGUCAGCUGACAGGCGGCUGGAAAGAAGAUUGUAGGGGAGGAAAGGGUCUCUACAUCUGCAAAUUGUUUUAAGCCCUGGUUUUGAAGGUUCUAAUCAUUAUUCUCUGCGAGGCUUUUACUUCUAAAGCAAACAUUGCACACCCGCUCCCACGCACCCGCGACGCACAUGUCAACCGCACUUGGGGAGGCUCGCCGGGUAUCUUGAAUGAAGUGCCCUUACAUUUCGGCCGGAAGGAGGGGAAUAGGGAGCGGAGGAGGAAAAGACUGGUCCGAACUGUCACUUGCUGAAGCUCCCGCUUCCACCAGUCUCUGGACUUCCCGGACUGGACGCGCCGGAGCUCCCUGCGGGUGGCCGGGUGUAGUCGCUCGCUCGGCGGCCGUCACGGUUGCCACUCAACGGAAAGGGACUGAGGCGGGCAGCACCCAAGGCCGCUGCCGCGCAACCGGGACGCAAUCCCCCGGAGCUCUUCCCCUGUGCAAGAGGUCCCGGCGCGGCGCGCGCACGUGGACCCGGCCGAGGUCGCCGUUCCUCCCCGCGCCCAGCUCUGCAGCCUCAGGUCGCCCUGUCGGAGGAGGGGAGACGGGACGGACCCUCGCCAGGAGGUUUUGGGAAAAAGUCCCCGGAGGCAAACAUCUACAGUAGUGACGAGGAUGAUGAAGACAUUGAGAUGUGUGACCAUGAUUAUGAUGGGCUGCUUCCCAAGUCUGGAAAGCGUCACUUGGGGAAAACUAGGUGGACCAGGGAAGAGGAUGAAAAACUAAAGAAGCUGGUGGAACAGAAUGGAACAGAUGACUGGAAAGUUAUUGCCAAUUAUCUCCCGAAUCGAACAGAUGUGCAGUGCCAGCACCGAUGGCAGAAAGUACUAAACCCUGAGCUUAUCAAGGGUCCUUGGACCAAAGAAGAAGAUCAGAGAGUGAUAGAGCUUGUACAGAAAUACGGUCCGAAACGUUGGUCUGUUAUUGCCAAGCACUUAAAGGGGAGAAUUGGAAAACAAUGUAGGGAGAGGUGGCAUAACCACUUGAAUCCAGAAGUUAAGAAAACCUCCUGGACAGAAGAGGAAGACAGAAUUAUUUACCAGGCACACAAGAGACUGGGGAACAGAUGGGCAGAAAUCGCAAAGCUACUGCCUGGACGAACUGAUAAUGCUAUCAAGAACCACUGGAAUUCUACCAUGCGUCGCAAGGUCGAGCAGGAAGGUUAUCUGCAGGAGUCUUCUAAAGCCAGCCAGCCACCAGUGGCCACAAGUUUUCAGAAGAACAGCCAUUUGAUGGGUUUUGCCCAUGCUCUACCUUCAGCUCAACUCCCUCCAACUGGCCAGCCCUCAGUUAACAAUGACUAUUCCUAUUACCACGUUUCUGAAGCACAAAACGUCUCCAGUCACGUCCCAUAUCCUGUAGCGUUACAUGUAAAUAUAGUCAAUGUCCCUCAGCCAGCUGCUGCAGCCAUUCAGAGACACUAUAACGAUGAAGACCCUGAGAAAGAAAAGCGAAUAAAGGAGCUAGAGUUGCUUCUAAUGUCAACUGAGAAUGAACUCAAAGGACAGCAGGCACUUCCAACACAGAACCACACAUGCAGCUACCCUGGGUGGCACAGCACCACCAUUGCCGACCACACCAGACCUCAUGGAGACAGUGCACCUGUUUCCUGUUUGGAAGACCACCACUCCACUCCAUCUCUGCCAGUGGAUCCUGGUUCCCUACCUGAAGAAAGCGCCUCUCCAGCCAGGUGCAUGAUCGUCCACCAAGGCACCAUUCUGGACAAUGUUAAGAACCUCUUAGAAUUUGCAGAAACACUUCAAUUUAUAGAUUCUUUCUUAAACACUUCCAAUAACCAUGAAAACUUAGACUUGGAAAUGCCUUCUUUAACUUCCACCCCUCUCAAUGGUCACAAAUUGACUGUUACAACACCAUUUCAUAGAGACCAGACUGUGAAAACUCAAAAGGAAAAUACUAUUUUCAGAACUCCAGCUAUCAAAAGGUCAAUCCUAGAAAGCUCUCCGAGAACUCCUACACCAUUCAAACAUGCACUCGCAGCUCAAGAAAUUAAAUAUGGUCCCCUGAAGAUGCUACCUCAGACACCAUCUCAUCUAGUAGAAGACCUACAAGAUGUGAUUAAACAGGAAUCUGAUGAAUCUGGAAUUGUUGCUGAGUUUCAAGAAAAUGGACCACCUUUACUGAAGAAGAUCAAACAAGAGGUGGAAUCUCCAACUGAUAAAGCAGGAAACUUCUUCUGCUCAGACCACUGGGAAGGGGAGAGUCUGAACACUCAGCUGUUCACACAGGCAUCGCCUGUGGCAGAUGUGCCCAAUAUUCUUACAAGUUCCGUUUUAAUGACACCAGUAUCAGAAGAUGAAGACAAUGUUCUCAAAGCAUUUACAGUACCUAAAAACAGGUCCCUGGCGAGUCCCUUGCAGCCUUGUAGCGGUGCCUGGGAAACUGCAUCCUGUGGGAAGACAGACGAUCAGAUGACGGCUUCCGGUCAGGCUCGUAAAUACGUGAACGCCUUCUCAACCCGGACUCUGGUCAUGUGAGACGUUUGCAGACAAGCAUUAUGGUUUUCAGAACACUUCAAGUUGAUUUGGGAUAUAGCAUUCCUCUACAUGAAACUUUUCAUGAAUGGGAGAAGAGCCUAUUUUUGUUGUGGUACAACAGUUGACAACAGCACCAAGUGCAUUUAGGUGGAUGAAAUCGUAUCAGAUUUCACCCAACUAAACGAAUUUUUUUAAAAAAAUUAAUAAAUAACAGUCUUACCUAAAUUAUUAGGUCAUGAAUUGUAGUCAGUUAGUAUCUUACUGCAGAUUUUUAAAAUAAAAAAAAAAAUAAAGUGAUUUAUCUGUAUUUUAAGAGGACCAGUAUUUUUUCUGUGAUAGGGUUUUUGAAAUUUUACACAAAAAGGUACUCCAAUAUUUCACUUUUCUCAAUCACUAAACACAAUGCAUUACUAUAAAUGUUGGCUUAACACCAUGGAAUAAGUAAUCAAUAUUGUAAAUGCUCAUUUAUGGUUAAUAACAUUGGAGGUACAUUUACUGUACUAAACCAUUUUAUGAGGGUUUUUUUGUUAGCUUGCUUUAAAAAUUAUUACUGUAUGAAAUAGUUUUAUAAAAAAUUAUAUUUUUAUUCAGUAAUUUAAUUUUGUACAUGCCAAAUGAAAAAAAAAGUGUUUUGCUGCUAUGGUCUUAGCCUGUAGACAUGCUGCUAGUAUCAGAGGGGCAGUAGAGCUUGGGACGGAGAGAAAAGAAACUUGGUGUUAGGUAAUUGACUAUGCACUAGUAUUUCAAACUUUUUUAUUUUUUAUAUAUAUAUACUUUUUUUCCUUUUGUAAUACAUUGGAAAACUUGUUUGGGAGAUUUUGCAUUUGUGGUUGUUUUUUGUCUUUUGUUAUUGUUGGUUUAUAAGAGCAUGCACUGCACUUCUUUCUUGGGAGAUCUGUGUUGUUGAAGUCCUAUGUUUUGUUUUGAGUUCAGCCUGACUGUUCUUUAAUUCAGGGGUUAUGUGUUUAAUCAGCAUUCCCCGUGGUCUCUAAGUGUAUAGUCUCAGAACUGCCACACAGAACCUGUGUUUGCAGCUGGGGUCGAUAGCCAGUUGCUGCCUUAAGAACAUUCGGUGCAAGAUGGCCGGCACUGAACUUUUGAUAUGACAGUGUACUUACUGCCUUGUAGUGAAAUAAAGCUGUGCCCUUAUUUUACUUA